AUGGGUCUUUUAUCAGACCCUGAAUACGGGUCGGUAAAAUGGGUUAUAGUGUUGAAAAAAGUUCAUAAACCUCUUUCCUUGCUGCUUUAUAUUGGAGCCCUAGUAUGGUUUAUCAUGUUGGGCAAUAAAGAAUUUAACAAUGAGACUUACUUCUCUGAGAAUGCGCUCCUUCCUGGUUUAGUUACAAACGACUUUAACGGCGAACACUCUGCUAAACAGUUUUUUAACGAAUUCUUACAGGAACUAGAGGAUAAAUACGAGUUCAGUGAUGCAAUGCCAGUACCGUGGCUGGUGGCUAAGAUGUCACAACUCCAUUUAGAAGUGUACACACACAAUUUUACAUUGAACUAUCCCUUAGGGAAUGAACAGGUCUAUACUGGCACUAAUGUCUAUGGUAUACUACGGGCACCUCGUACAUCCUCAUUAGAGGCUCUGGUAGUGACGGCGCCUUACCGCUCUUUAUCAUCACAUCAGAAAGGGACAGCCGCUGGCAUUGCCUUGAUGCUGGCCUUUGCUAAGUUUGCCAGGCCACAAAAAUAUUGGGCAAAAGACAUUAUCUUCCUAAUUACCGAACAUGAGCAACUAGGGAUGCAGGCGUGGCUAGAAGCUUACCACGGGCUACAUAGCGAUGCUGAAACGUUUCAUACUAGCCUUGGGACUUUCUGGACGCCUGGUACCCCGGUAUUUGAUUUAGGGAAAUUGAUGCCAGGCUUCAGUUGGAAUGGGGACCAUAAGAAAUGCUUGAAUCCUGGGAAAUUAAAAGGACGCUCUGGAUCUAUACAGGCUGCUAUUAAUUUAGAGUUUCAUACUCCUAAGAUAAAGUACAUAGAAGUAAAGAUAGAAGGAUUAAAUGGACAGCUGCCUAAUUUGGACCUGGUUAAUUUAGUCCACAAGCUUUGUGUGAAGUCUGGGGUACAUCACUCGUUUAGAAACAGUUACUCUUGGAUCCGAAGUCGCAACAAAAUGGAUGACUGGAUGAAUGGAUUCUGGACUAUGUUCGACAUGGUUAUAGCACAAAUAGACGGGGUACCUGACGGUAACCACGGUCUCUUCCAUCGCUUUGGCAUUGAAGCAGUAACACUCGAAGGUCGUGAAGCUACCGACCCGGCUGGAAAAGCCCCUCGAGCUCAGGCGCUUUCCACAGCGACCUUCUACCGGCUUGGCAUAGCUCUUGAAAGCAUACUGAGAUCACUGAACAACCUACUAGAGAGAUUCCAUCAAAGUUACUUCUUUUAUUUGCUAGCCGCUACAAAUAGGUUCAUUUCAAUCGGUCAAUACAUGCCGUCCCUAUGUCUUUUAUGCGUUGCAAUGCUUGUGAAAGCUCUAUCAUUGUGGGUGUCUAUACCACAAGAGGGAGACGAUGAAUCUGACAAAAAGACGAAGGAAAAAACAAAAAAGCCAGCGAAAGAGAAGCAUUCAGAUUCAGAAUCAGCAGGAGAAGAGAAAUCUGAAGAUACACCUCUCAGGUUGCGGAAAAUAAAGAAAAAAUCUGACGACGUAGUACCAGGGGAGAAGGAAAAGACAGAGUUGAAACGUAAAGUUAAACUGACUGAUGAGUCUAGUAUGAGUGUUGUGAAUAUCGGCGCUAACUAUCUGUUAGUGCAUCUUAUUGGAUAUGCCGUUAUGAAUUCACCUGUUAUUUUAAGUCAUAUUGGUGCCAAAUACAACUUACCCUCAGAAGUGUCCGUCUUCUACGGUCUGAUAGCUAUAUCAGUUUUCCUAAUAAUUAUAACGCCUGUAGUCCCGCGCCUGGUACGCACGGCUCGCAUAACGCACGAGGAGCUCUCUCUAGUGAACAUACUACUCCUCAUUGAGCUGUCGACCGUGUGCCUUGCUGUUGGUAUGCAGAACUUUCCUCUCGGGUUCGUGAUCGCGAUGUUGUAUACACCACUCGCUUUGAUCACUUCCGUUGUUGUCAAAGGGCAAAGCAGGCUUAGUUCUGUACUCCUGGUACUAAAACGAGUUAUCUGCUUGCUGGUCCACCCCCUGGUGGCUGUGACCCUGAGUAUGAUCGUGUUCAGCAAUAUUCUAUUCCCGGAGGAGCCUUUCUUUGAUAUGAUGGCGCGUGGGCGGGAUGCUGCUAUGCAAGCAAUUAUGUUCUCUAUUGUAGAUUCUAUGAUUUACGGCAACUGGUUGUUCAACUUAGCUACGGCGGUGCUGCUGCCUAUAUGGAUAAUAUUUUGGCAAAUUUUAUGUAUUAAAGUUGACGCGCCUGCGUUAAAAUAA
Messenger RNA from Arctia plantaginis, 2226 nucleotides. NCBI's taxonomy places the organism in Eukaryota, Metazoa, Arthropoda, Insecta, Lepidoptera, Erebidae. The record is from the annotation of a GenBank genome assembly.